GAUUUCAGAUGCGAGUGUAGCGAAGAGAAUGGAGACGCUAUACACGGGAGCGAUCCACGGGCAUCCCCAAUCCAACGGCGGCCUCGCUAAUGGAAUUUCCACGGGAAUCGCCAGCUCGUUCGAUCAGGACGGCGUUUUGAGUCUCAUCGUCGUCCUAGGCGGAAGCUUGUCCCUCGUAGCGCUGGUCUUCGCCUUCAUUACCUACAGCCUGUUCUCGGACCUGAGGAGCCUGGCGGGCACGACCCUUAUGAAUCUCUUGGCAGCCCUCUUCAUGGUUCAACUGCUCUUCAUCGUUGGAGUGGGCGGCGUUCAGGACUCGGAGCUGUGCAUUUCCCUGGGGCUGAGCCUGCAGUACCUUCGGAUGACGGUGGUCUGCUGGCUGGCGGCGAUGUGCCAUCACCUGUACGCGACGGUCGCGUCGAUCCCGCGACGCGACGACCCGCCGACCUACCUCAAGUACAGCCUGUUCGCCUGGGGUGCGCCUUUCCUGAACCUGGGGGUCGCCGUCUUUCUGCAGAUCCGAGAGGCCUCCGACAUCUGGAACGUCAAGGACCUCACGCCGUACAACUGCUGGUUCCUGGGAACGAAGCCGACGAUUUACGCUUACGGGCUGCCGGUCGUGCUGCUGCUGCUGUCCGCGUGCUACUAUCUGAUCAAGGCUGCAAUAGUGUCCAGGUACACGUGCAGCAUGCAGCUGGAGAUCAAGCAGCGCGAGAAGAUGAAGAGGAGGAGAGCGCUCCAGUUGAUCCUCUUUCUGAAGGUCAGUAUGAUCGUGGGCCUGGUGGCCGGCUGCGGAGUCGCGUCCAGAGUGUGGAAGGUUCCCUUCCUUUGGGCCGUUUUCUGCACAGGACACUCCCUGCAGGGUCUGGCCGUAGCAUUGUCCGUCGCGUGCAACUGCAGGGUCCUGAAGGUCUACGCCAGGAAGUCUUACAGGCAGCCGAAGCAGCAGAUCGCGCGAUCGAGCAGCAGCUUGCAAUUGCUGGCCCCCGCCCCGGACCCGGUCUAGAUCGACGGAAGCUGCCCGAGAGAAUCACCAUAUCCAAGGAGUUCGACUAUUUUUUCACGAAGGGGCCCCACGGAGUUUCCGAUCGGGGCGACCGCCGCGAUCGGAGAUUUGGGAGACUCGCGGGAAGGGCGCUCUGGGUGCGAUCGAUUCGACGGACAGCCCGGCGACGAGGCACGACGAUCGGAGGAAUACCGGAGCAUCGACUUCCGGCGUUUCCCGCGUUCCAGCGAUGCCCGAUCCGAUACGACCCGACCCGACCCGAUUCGAUCCGGCUCGAACCGGGCUUCGUCGAUCGAAGAAACGCGACCGCGAACCGGACUCUGGCUCGCGUCGAGGAAAAGCGGCGAGAAAGACGCGAGUGUAGACGGAGGAACGAAGAGGGGGGAAAUGUAUACGGGUGGAGAAACGAGGACUCCUCCCCGAAACCAUCUAUUCUGCUUGACCAAACGAUAUACGAUCCAUAGGUCGAAGGUGUUUCCUCCGCGUGAUUUACUCGGUUACCCGCGGAACGUAAACGAUGGGGGAUCGUUUGCGCGCCUAUACCGGCGCAAAACCGACGCCGUUCGUUCGGAACGAGCGUAACGAGACCACGGGACUCGAGAUCGGCGCAACAUAUCGUCGCAAAUAUCGCGGAUCUCGCCGCGCGAUCCGCGAUCCGAAUCGAUCGCGCGAGAGCAGUUUCUGACAUAUCUUCGUUCGUUCUCCGCCGAUUUCCAGCUCGCUUCGACGCCUUUUGCCAUCCGUCACGGGCUCGUGGUAUAUUUUUCUAUUCGCGUCGGACCGGAAGCGUCGUCUCGCCGCGUCUCGGUUCCGGAAGAUGCGUCGGUGGCCGAGUUUUAUUCGAGAUCUCGCGGUAAACGCGCGGAGGAAACGACGGCGAUCGCUUUCGAGAUUAUAGAACGCGUCCAUUUCGUUCGCAAAAACGCGUUUCGAACGCUGAACUUUGGGAGAAACGACCGCGAAGCGCGUUCGCGCGGUCGUCGAGAGAUUCCGCUCGCGCGGAAAGAGAUAGCACGGCGACGCCUUCGAAUCCCGAGGACGCAGCGACGAAACGGAAGAACGAUCAGGCUUCUCCGGGUGGUUCGCUGGCGAACGAGAAACGAGACGCGGGAAACCGGGAAUGGAACACGGCUGGGUAUCGAUCUAGCGAGGAAGGAAUCUAGCCGCUUUGUAUUUGCGCGCGUUCCCCGCGGUUUAUGCGGCCGACAUUCCGCCGCGAUGCAAUUAACACUCGGUAAUGACCUAUGCGAUCGCAUCGGCACGCGUAACCACCGGCACUCCGUAAAUGUAAGCGCAUGUAAUUACGACGAAAUAAUAAAUAUUUUGAAGUCCUGUA
Molecule: messenger RNA, 2342 nt
Organism: Megalopta genalis
Lineage: Eukaryota; Metazoa; Arthropoda; Insecta; Hymenoptera; Halictidae
Source: RefSeq, a predicted model, not a curated record